UUGAUGAUGUUGUCGGAGAGGAUCAGUCAGACUCUAUUUUUAAUUGUUGACAAUUAACAGUAACACUGCCGUCUCGUCGACGAAUGUUGGAUGUCAUCCACAUGUUCAUUUCGGGGAAUAGCUUACAGUCUAAUUACUUGACAGAUAAUUCAGAACUUUAAAGGCAAAGCCAGAACAAGUUGAGAUGGAUAUGGAUCCGGAGGUGAACGGAGAAUCGAGUGUCGCUGGCAGCAGCAGUGAAAGGCAACGCACCUCCCGGCAGUCUACGGGGGAGUUCGACUACAAUGAACUGCCGGUCGCGCUCAUCGCCACCAAUGUCAGCGAAUGUGUGUUUACAGAUGAGAAAGAAAGGGCCGCCUUCGAAGAAUUGUGUUCUGUCUAUGGAACGAGGGUCGAGUUCCACUAUCUUCCCAGCUUUCGUCGUAUCAGAGUAACGUACAAUUCACCUGAGGAAGCAGUAGGAGCCAGGAUAGCAUUGCAUUCCAAAGAAAUCAGCGGCUCCGUUGUCAAUUUUUAUUUUUCACAGGGACCAAUCAAUUCUACAUUCAGACCAGUAAAAUAUGGAAAAACUGAGUAUUUCUACUGGUCUGACAAGACUGACCUGAUCAGGUUGGACCAUUAG
This is a messenger RNA of Lytechinus variegatus (green sea urchin), 622 nucleotides long. RefSeq names its product calcipressin-3-like. Bases 185 to 622 code for a protein of 145 amino acids. Gene Ontology annotation, cellular component: nucleus; cytoplasm. NCBI's taxonomy places the organism in Eukaryota, Metazoa, Echinodermata, Echinoidea, Temnopleuroida, Toxopneustidae. Gene Ontology annotation, molecular function: nucleic acid binding; calcium-dependent protein serine/threonine phosphatase regulator activity. The record is from RefSeq and is a predicted model, not a curated record. The transcript is spliced from 3 exons. Gene Ontology annotation, biological process: calcium-mediated signaling.